GAGUCCGGAGUAUAGCGUGUGAAGGAAAAUGGAUCCGUACGUCAGACGUAACGGGUAAAGAGUCGGUUGACGUUUAUAGCGAACUUCUUAGUGAUUUUUUUUCUUCUAAAGUAUAUAAUAUUCGGUGCUAAGUGAAUUUGAUUCUGAUAUUUUAAGAGGGGCACUGCUGCAAUGAUGUCGGAUCGAAAAGCAGAAUUAGAACGGAAGAAGGCCAAGCUGCAGGCGAUUCGAGAGGAAAAGGAAAGGCGGCGUAAAGAAAAGGAACAAAAAGAUGUUGAGGAAGCGACUGUACGUGCUGCAGGUGCCGAUAAAGACCAUCGGAAAGACUUAGAUGCCAUGUUAUCAUCCCUUGGGGUAGCACCAGUAUCAGAUGUAUUAUCCAGUCUCUCUAGUAUGAACUCUUUGACGCCAGAGCAAAGUGCCAAUGCUACACCAGACGCAAGUUUACAACCUUCCAGUAUCAAUUCUGUUCAAAGUAUUCCAGGAAGGCGAAAGGCUCCACGUGAUUUAACAGCUGUUUCUGUGGCGCAUACCGAUAUACCACCCAAGGAACCUGUGGUAUAUAGUAAGCAGACGCAAACUGCUCAGACGACGCACACUUCACACGACGGACUGUCCACCUCUUCCUCCGCAUACUCGAUCUUCUCCUCCUGUUCAACAACCACACCAACUCACUCUUGCUCCGCAGGCUACUUUGAGACCGACUGGUGGCGUCCCAGGAAAGGUGGGUCUGCACCAAACUACCUAUCUCAUGCAUUCGGCUAUUACGACGAGUACAAUCUAAAUCCUGGUUUAGAGUGGGAGGACGAGUUUACAGCCGAGGAUGAAGAAAGCAGUCUGCCCCACAUGGAUGGAUUCCAAAGUAAACUUCCACCUGGAAUUUUGCCUCAUGGACUACCGCAAGUCAAAGAGGUUCAACCGGCCGUUACGCAAGUCGAACAGGAGAAGGAAAAAGAAAAACCCAAAGAAGUAAGAGAGCUUAGCGAGGAAGAAAAAUUGAUGACUAUCCUCUCGGAAGAAUUUCAACGAUUCUUGGACCGUUCGAGCAGAGUGGUGGAAAGAGCUCUCGGUGAAUCGGUAGAUAUUUACACAGAUUAUACUGGUAUAAUCGAUGGAGAAGAUGGAAUUGAUGAAAAGAGUCAUCAGCGUCUAUCGCUGAAUCGUUCAUUUUUCUGUGAUCGAUGGUCACGUAAUCGCUGCAUUACUUCGUUGGAUUGGUCACCGCAAUUUCCAGAACUGUUGGCUGCUUCUUACAAAAACAAUGACGACACACCAAAUGAUCCAGAUGGAGUUUGUUUAAUCUGGAACACUAAAUUUAAGAAAACAACACCUGAAUACAUUUUUCAUUGCCAGUCGUCAGUAAUGGCAACAACCUUUGCUAGGUUUCAUCCAAAUUUAAUUUUGGGUGGCACCUAUUCGGGACAAAUUGUUCUGUGGGAUAAUAGGGUUCAAAAAAGGACCCCCAUUCAGCGUACUCCACUUUCAGCGUCUGCACACACGCAUCCUGUGUAUUGUUUAAGCGUAGUAGGAACUCAGAAUGCGCACAAUUUGAUCAGUAUUUCAACAGAUGGAAAAUUAUGUUCGUGGAAUUUAGACAUGUUGUCCCAUCCUCAAGAAACGCUUGAGCUUCAAGCAAGACAGUCGAAACCAGUCGCUGUAACUUCGCUUGCUUUUCCAAGCGGAGAUGUCAACAAUUUUAUCGUUGGCAGUGAAGACGGUACUGUUUAUUCAGCUUGCCGUCAUGGGACCAAAGCUGGUGUCACAGAAACUUACGAAGGACACUUAGGACCUGUUACCGGAGUCAGUGCUCAUGCAGUUCAAGGGGGCAUUGAUUUCUCUCAUCUGUUUUUAACUUCGUCUAUUGAUUGGACGAUUAAAUUGUGGAGUUUGAAAGAGAACAAGCCUUUAUACUCAUUUGAGCACAAUGGAGAUUAUGUGUACGAUGUUGCAUGGUCUCCUACACAUCCUGCUCUAUUUGCAGCUGUUGAUGGAUCUGGUCGUUUAGAUUUAUGGAAUUUAAAUCAGGAUACAGAGGUUCCAGCAGCGAGCGUAAUCGUUGAUGGAUGUCCUGCUUUAAACACAGUCUCUUGGACGCCAAGCGGACUGCAUGUUACUGUGGGCGAUGAUACUGGGAAAAUAUGGGUUUACGAUGUAGCUGAGAAUUUCGCUCAUCCACGAAUCGACGAAUGGAAUAAUUUCCUCUACACCCAGCAAGAUCUGAAGAACAACAAGGCUGAUGAAGAGUUGGAUAAGCUCAACUUGAGUUCAGGCCCUUCAUCUUUGAUAUCCAUGCCAUCUUUGUCGGGUCCGAUCAGAUAAAAAUAUAUUGAAGCUCAGUGAUUUAUUAACUUAAUUACCUAAUUACUCAGAAACUAAUUGUACCACUUGAUAACUAGAAAGAAACAGCUUACCGCAGAUAAAACUCACUCUUUUACGGUCAAAGUCAAACGUUACAAAACAAAUUUGGAGUAAUAUACAUUUAUAUAUUACUAUAUUAAUGUUGUAGUCAAAAAAAUAAAUCAUUACUAUGCAGUUAUUGUAGCAAAGUGAAUCAUACUAAUGUGAAACGUAAAGGAUAACCAUUGUACUGAUAGAUAUUCUUCAUUUUGACGAGACAGACUGAUCGGACGUUUAAUACAAGUAAGCAAUUGAUAUCAUUUUGUGGUACUGCUCUGUGUUACAAAUCAAAGUCGUCUAAUUUAAAUCCUCGAACCUGUAUUGUGAAUUAUAAACUCAGCAAUGAAACUUAGUCUGUCAAACUCAGAGUGAAUAAAUGAAUUAAACUGAAAAAAUGGAUGAAAAAACACGCAGUAAACUUGAACACUGCAAUUAUUAUAUAAUACUCAGUACAGAUGAUUCGAGUAUAUUUUUAAUGCUUUAUAUGUAAAUAAUACGAUUUAAGAGUCACGCUAUACUUUAUAACAGAGCAGAAGACGUAAUUCUAAUGGUGGAAAAUCUAAUCGAGAUCCGGGUGAAAAAUCAGCAUCCAUAAUUGAAGAUCUCAACGAAAAAUGUCUCGUUAUAAAAUCCAUUGUUCAUUAAUGAAAUAGCUUAAGUUUGAUUAUUAUGGUGGAAAGCGCGUUUUGCUAAAAUCUAUUUCCAUGCCCUGUAACAAAUUUUUUAAUAAACAUGUUACCUUAAUAAUAUUCGCGUUGCACGAAUAAUCUCAAUAACUAUUUAUGAAAAGAAAAAAAAAAAGUAAAAUUAUACUGACAAUGGAAAUACAUUAUGAUGAAAGUUGUGUCAACAUGAACCGUGA
This is a messenger RNA of Neodiprion fabricii, 3259 nucleotides long. It is a transcript of the gene sw, whose product is annotated as cytoplasmic dynein 1 intermediate chain-like. NCBI's taxonomy places the organism in Eukaryota, Metazoa, Arthropoda, Insecta, Hymenoptera, Diprionidae. Gene Ontology annotation, cellular component: cytoplasmic dynein complex. The transcript has 14 exons. Bases 172 to 2319 code for a protein of 715 amino acids. The record is from RefSeq and is a predicted model, not a curated record. Gene Ontology annotation, biological process: transport along microtubule. Gene Ontology annotation, molecular function: dynein heavy chain binding; dynein light chain binding.